UUUCAAAGUAAUUGGAGGUAGACAUUUCUCGACGAGAGACGCAGAAUACAAAGGUGUAUUAAACCAGUUGAUUCGAUUAUUUUCUAAGCGUGAAUAUGAAGAUGGGAUUCAGCAUCAACAUCAUUACAGGAUUCUACUUACUGGUCUGUGGUUCCUCCACCAACAUCAACGUCAUUACAACCGGAAACCGUGUCAUGUACAACACACAUGACUACGGCGUUGACGUCCAGGAUAUAUCAAUGAUUCUCUUCCGGGUCAAAGGAUGCACCGAUGGGAGGAUAAAUCUCUAUGACGGUCCUGACUUUUCCACUGCCAAGAACGCCUAUGUUUUGCUUGGUGGAUGGGGAAAUCGUAGAUGUUCGAUGGCACCGUGCAGUGGCUGUUCAACCACAAUUUCACCAUGGUUAGGACAGUUCUUGAACUGCAAUGAGAUGAUACCAAUGUGGAUCAAUUGGACCGGUACAUUGCUUAGCGUCGGUCACGGGGCUUAUGUUGGAGAACAGAUCUUCAUCUUUACCAAUGAGCAAAGGGACUUUGAUGUCCAGUAUUUGGCAGUUGGAUCCACUUAUCCUGAUGUAUUUGACUGGGAAUUCGAUGGCAAAGCUGGGAACUACUUUGAGCGGGUGGUGCCUAAUGGUUGGAGUACACGCCAAAUGCUGUCUUCAUUGACGUCCAACUCUAGGUUUAAGUGCAUCGUGAGUUGUCGGGGCAGGAUCAGUUGCAGGUCAAUCAGCUACCAGAACACGACCAACAUCUGUCAGUUAUACUUCGAACGAUCACGACCCGUUGAUAUCGACCCUGACAACACUUGGGAAACAUGGAUAGAUAGAAAUGUGUAAAUGAUGCUCUUGGCGUCUGCAUUUGCCAUUGGGUUUGAAAACUAUGCAAUAACCGUUUAUUCGAGGAAAAAUCCAGAUUAAGAUUUAAUCAACCAGUGCUAUCAUCAAACGGUACCACUCUGAAAUACUGUUCAGACACACAUAGUUCGGCUACAACGCUCCAAUGCGUGGAUCUCUCUGUCUAGUGGCAUGAAGAUAACAAAAGCACUCGCCUCUAUUAAUUCACUGGGCAAGAACGACAUUGGGGAAAAUUCGUCAAGCCUUGUCAGAUGCCUGAAACGUUGUCAUGCCUUCAUGAUUAAAAAAUCGCUUACUUGUCCAAAAGCUUUUCCGGCGGUAAAUUCAAAUAUGUCUAAAGACAUUUUCUUCAUUUUGCGAAAUCACAGGCUGAAAAUAUGUAUUUUGUAUAUUUUCACUAUAUUCAUGCAUAUGUAUUAUUUCAUAACCCAAUGGCAGAGAAUUGUGAUUUUUACAGGUAAUCAAUCAUACUAUUAAAGAAUUACAUUCUCCUUCCGGCAGCCUCCGUGGUCUAGUGGAAAGAGCGUCUGCCCGGAGAGCGGAAGUCGUGGGUUCGAUCCCUGGCCUCGUUAUACCAAAAUACGUUAAAAGAUGGUACUUCUUGUUACCCUGUUU
This is a messenger RNA of Haliotis rufescens (red abalone), 1472 nucleotides long. RefSeq lists its product as uncharacterized. The record is from RefSeq and is a predicted model, not a curated record. Lineage: Eukaryota; Metazoa; Mollusca; Gastropoda; Lepetellida; Haliotidae. Bases 96 to 839 code for a protein of 247 amino acids. The transcript has 3 exons.